AUUCAUUGAUUGUCAAAUGUUCCAUGUGGCUGUUUUGUGUUCAUCUGUGAAAAAUUAAAAAUAUGAGUGAACAAUUAGUUGAAAGUGCGAAAAAUCUCGAUUUAAACCAAAAGGAAAAGGCAUGAACCUUUAUUUUUUACUAUUUACGUUAGGAUGCUGAAAGUAUUAAGUUUUUCAAGAGCUGCACUGCCUGUAAACCGGCGUAAUUUUGCCACAUUGGCCACCAAAAUGAAAAAAGAAAAAUCCAAAUCAAAUGCUGCCGCAGGAGAUAAAUCCACUGUCGGUGAGCUGAAACCUCCACCAGCUUUUAUUGAAGAAAGGCUGAAUUUGUGGAACAAACUCAAGGCUCAGUAUGAAGCAGAUUUGGCUGCCAAACCUGAAGCUCCUAUAAAAGUAACUUUGCCCGAUGGCAAAGUAGUUGAUGCGGUUGCAUGGAGGACUACUGUGUACGAUAUUGCUAAAGGAAUCAGUCAAGGUCUUGCUGACAACUCAGUAAUCUCAAAAGUCAAUGGAGUUUUGUGGGACUUGGACAGACCACUAGAGUCCGAUUGCAAAGUCCAAUUACUCAAGUUUGAUGAUCCCGAGGCUCAGGCUGUUUUUUGGCACUCCACUGCUCACAUGCUAGGAGAAGCUCUAGAAAGAAUUUACGGAGGUUGCUUGUGCUAUGGUCCUCCCAUUGAAAAUGGCUUUUAUUAUGACAUGUGGCUGGAUGAUAAAGGGAUUUCCCAAACUGAUUUCCCCCAUGUAGAAAAUCUGAUGAAAAAUAUUUCUAAAGAAAAACAGCCUUUUGAGCGUCUAGAAAUGAAAAAGGAAGAUCUUUUAGAAAUGUUUAAAUAUAAUCCGUUCAAAGUGAGGAUUUUGAAUGAAAAAGUCGACACUCCAACUACUACUGUGUAUAGAUGCGGUCCACUUAUUGAUCUUUGUCGAGGACCUCAUGUCAGGCAUACUGGAAAAAUUAAGGCUUUGAAAGUUACCAAGAAUUCCUCUACUUAUUGGGAAGGUAAAGCAGAUGCGGAAACUUUACAAAGAGUAUACGGAAUAAGUUUUCCCGACAACAAACAACUAAAAGAAUGGGAAAAAUUCCAAGAAGAAGCUGCCAAAAGAGAUCACAGAAAAAUUGGCAGAGAACAAGAACUAUUCUUCUUUCACGAGCUCUCUCCUGGUUCCUGUUUCUUCCAACCUAGAGGUGCCCACAUCUACAACGCUUUGGUUGAUUUAAUUAAAAAAGAGUACAGGAAACGUGGUUUCCAAGAGGUGGUGUCUCCCAACAUUUACAACGCUAAACUAUGGCAAACUUCGGGACAUUGGGCUCAUUACGCUGAUAAUAUGUUCACAUUUGAUGUAGAAAAAGAAAAGUUUGCCCUGAAGCCCAUGAAUUGCCCUGGACAUUGUUUGAUUUUUGAUAAUAGAAUAAGGUCUUGGAGGGAGUUGCCUUUGAGGAUGGCUGAUUUUGGUGUGUUGCAUAGGAAUGAGCUAUCUGGGGCUUUGACUGGAUUAACCAGAGUAAGAAGAUUCCAACAAGAUGAUGCCCACAUUUUCUGUGCCCCAGAACAAAUCAAGCAAGAGAUGAAAGGUUGUCUAGAAUUCUUGAAACACAUCUAUGGUGUGUUUGGCUUUACUUUUGAUUUGGUGUUGAGCACCAGGCCUGAAAAAUUCUUGGGAGAGGUUGAAGCUUGGAAUGAGGCUGAAAAGGCCCUCAGUGAGUCUUUAGACGAGUUCGGGCAAGCUUGGAAAGAAAAUCCUGGUGAUGGUGCUUUCUAUGGGCCCAAAAUCGAUAUCACUAUUAAAGAUGCUUUGAAUCGGUCUCAUCAAUGUGCUACUAUUCAGUUGGAUUUCCAGUUGCCUAUUAGAUUUAAUUUAUCCUUUGUUAGUGAAAGUGGUGAUAAAAAACGGCCAGUUAUCAUCCAUAGAGCCAUCCUGGGUUCUGUAGAACGUAUGAUUGCCAUCUUGACCGAAUCCUACGGUGGUAAAUGGCCAUUUUGGCUGUCGCCCAGGCAAGUUAUGGUUGUUCCAGUUGGACCAAACUAUGACCAAUACGCAGAAGAAGUCAGACGAAAACUCUAUGAAGCUGGUUUUAUGGCUGAAGUGGAUAUUGAUCAUGGAGAUACUUUGAAUAAGAAAAUUAGGAAUGCUCAAUUGGCGCAGUUCAAUUUUAUUUUGGUUGUUGGAGAAAAAGAAAAAUCCAGUAACACCGUGAAUGUGCGGACCAGAGAUAAUGUAGUCCAUGGUGAAUUAUCUGUUGAUGGGCUUAUUGAAAAGUUUACCCACUUAAAAGAAAAUUAUAUACAGGGGGAAGAUAAAAUUUAGUAAACUUGGUUUCACACUCCAUAGUCUUAUUGUGGCACCUUUUUAAAAAAUAUUUCGAAUUUAUUUUAAUUUUCCAUGUUUUUUGUUGAAAAAAAGAUGGGAUUUCCAAAAUCUAAAACCCAAGAUACAAAAAUUGAGUAUUGCUUUAAAUUUAGUUUCUUAAUUUUGUACCCUUAAUUUAUUUGAUUAUUUAUGCAUUUAAAACAAUUUAGGACAAAAUAAAGGAAU
This is a messenger RNA of Ceutorhynchus assimilis (cabbage seed weevil), 2535 nucleotides long. The record is from the annotation of a GenBank genome assembly. NCBI's taxonomy places the organism in Eukaryota, Metazoa, Arthropoda, Insecta, Coleoptera, Curculionidae.